Molecule: messenger RNA, 4221 nt
Organism: Cladocopium goreaui
Lineage: Eukaryota; Dinophyceae; Suessiales; Symbiodiniaceae
Source: the annotation of a GenBank genome assembly
AUGGUCGAUCGGACCGUGUAUACGGCGGAUAAGACCCCAGAUCUGCCCUUGAGACAGAUCCUGGGCCGUCAACGGGUCUCCAAUGAGCUCUGCAAGACUGCGGCUGACGCGGGAUUGCUCAAUGUGGAGACCUUUGCGAUGCUGGGCGACAACAUCGCGGGGGUCAAAGCCACUCUGAAGACGAUCAUCCCAGACCCGGCAUCCUUUGGCCCUGAUGCGCCCUCGCAAGAGCUCGCGUUGACCGCUCUCGCGGCAGUUUGGAAGACCUGCUCAACCAUGCAGGACCAUUUCGCGGCUCGAAGGGCCAAGAUGGAGGAGGAUCCCUCGAAAGUCCCCGAAAUCCCUGGCGAAGAUCAUGCUGAAUUUAGGGAGACUUUCGUGGCUCGCCAUCCAGAUGUGGUUCUUCCCUUGCACCGGGAACCCCACAGAAAGUUCGUCGAGCGUGUUCAACGGGACUACUUGGUGCAUGGCUUUGUGCAUUUCUAUGAGGUCGGCGAGAUCCGCACCCGGAACGAGCAGAUCGCUCAAAAGUCAGGCCUCACGAAGAAUGCCGAGGAUUUGCUCCGGGUGGUGAUGAUCGAUCAGCCCACCUCUGCCAGCUCCGAAUCACAGGUCAUGGACAAGUUGCACGCGUUCUUCAUCACCUUAGAAUAUCUGAACAUUUGCGAGUUCUCGUUUGCGGCCGGCCCCCUCAAGUACCUCUCGGAGCUAGAGGAGUGGCGCCACGAAAAUCGAGGCUUGGCCCUGUUGCUCACCGUGGACACGCUCAUCCGCAAGAAGGUUCAUCGAGUCAGUUCUGACCAGCGCAAAAGUUUUGGAUCAUUCUCUGCGGCUCUGCUAGAGGUGCUCGCGAACCACAAGCAACUCUGGAAUGAUGCUCGCUCCAGUGCCGAGCUGGACAAGUUCAAACAGGCGGGUCAAUUCCCGGCUCCUUCAACUCCAGCCAAGAAGCGCUCGCGGUCUCGUUCGGGUUCAGCAGUGAAGACUUCUCCGAAAGCCAAGAAGAACCGUGCUCGGAGGGUCAGGCAGAAAGCUCAGCUCCAGAAGGCCAAGGACGUUCUCAGCAAGAGUUCUCCCAAGGAAUCCGCCUCUGGGGCCGCUCGGCCUGCACGCGAUGAGCGUGUGCCAGCCAAGGAGUGGCAGAAGAUCACGGCUUUCAAAUAUGGGGGCCAGGUGGCCUUAGAGGCUCGGCCACCUGGCACUUGGGUCGAUCGACCGGCCGCCCCAAGUGACCGCUCUGCCAGUGAUUUGAGUCAGAGCGUGAGUGAGGCAGCAGAGUCUGAUCAGCCCUCCUUUGCCUGGUCCAAAGGCCUAGAUGGAGUUCCUGCGUUGCAUGCUCGGGGGCCCUACUUUUUGGAGCUCUUCUCGGGCACGGCGGGCCUGUCUGAGGCUGUUCAGCUGCGCGGCGUUCCCACUUUGCCGCCGGUUGACAUCGUGGUCUCCCCCCUGGUGCCAGAACCAGUGGACCUCAUUGACAUGAUCACGUGGUCUACAGUGCUGAAGGUGCUCACCUCAGGUUUGGUCUUCUUCUUGCAUUGUGGGACACCGUGCAAUACCUUCACGGCAGCUCGGAAGCUUGACGGUGGGCCUCCGCCGUUGCGAUCGGCGCUCCGUCCUAUGGGUUUGCCGGAUCUGUCACAGGACAACCAGUGUUUAGUCCUGCUUGGUAACAUUUUUCUUUCCAGGUCGGCUGAAGCUUGUUUCAUUGUUUUUCAUUUUGGGGGGGAUUUCUCGAUCGAAAACCUUCUCCUUAGUUUGAUUUGGGUCACUGCAAUCAUGGAGCAACUAGUGGCCGAUACUCGUGCUCUUGCGCUGGACUUUGAUCAAUGUGCUUUUGGGGCCUUGUCGCUGAAGCCGACGCGGCUGCUAUGCUCUUCUGAACUGCUCGACGACGUUCAGAUGCGCUGCCCGGGCGGUCAUCGCCAUGUGAAGCUCAAGGGCAAGAUGCGGGAUCCCCAGACUGGCUACUGGGUCUUUCGGACCAAAGCUGCUCAAGUUUAUCCAUGGGCUCUGUGCGCUACUAUGGCAGAGGUGAUUGCGGCUCUCUACAAUGAUGCGCUGGCGCACUUCGCUCCGUCCUUUGCGCUCACCACACCGGCAAGCGAUCGCAAGCGCCCCCUUGGGUCAGGCAAGCCUUGGCUUGGUCAUCGUCAAGAGGCCACAGCUCUGAAGGCGCAGUGGGCUGGCUACCAGCUCAAGCGGGGUGCCGCCAAGCCCCUCUUUGAGUUUGAGCUCGAGCCGGGCCAGGCGAUUGAAUUUGCGCUCCGGGUGCCACACCCUUUCACUCAGAGCGUGCCUCUGGAUGAUCAGUCGUGCCGAGCUUUGGUCAGGCUGCAGCGUGAUGCAUCUGUUAUCCUGCACGAGCGUGCCCAGCUUUUGCAAUUUUGGGAACAGCGGGCUCGGGCACUGCUGCCCCGCUCAGUGGCUCUGAUCCGGCGUCAUCCUGAUCCUGCUCUACGCCGUCUACUUCUGGGUGCGCCUGAAGAUCAGGCGCCGCAGUUGGGGAAAGUGUGUCACAUUGAGCUCUAUGCCGAAAUGCUGCGUGAGGUGCGCUCAGUGGACAUGGAGCUCCCUCAAUUUCUUCUGCAUGGCUUCCCGAUCGUGGGCCCGAUCGCCCCGACCGGCCGGUGGCCUCCCUACGAGAAGACUCAGAAGGUCGUCCCCGUGGAGGAGGCAUUGAAGCGGGCCUGGGAUCUGAGGCGGAAGAUUGUCAACCGUGUCCACGCAGUACCUGUCACACAGAAUUUGAUCAAGAUUUGGGAGGCAUCGCUCGAGGAUGCGAAUGAAGGCUCGUGUUUGGGACCGUUUGCGUCCGAAAGUGAAGUGUCCAAGAUCUUGGGUUGCGAAGACUGGAUCCCUACGCAAAGGUUUGAGGUAGUCCAGAAGAACAAGGUUCGUGGAUGCGACAGCGCCACCACCAACAUGAUCAACCAAGUCACGGAGAUCUCUGAGAAGCUCCAGCUGCCGUCAACGGACUCUAAUGUGGCUGCACUGAGGCGUCUACGCUCGUUGAAGCCGGAAGAAGCUCUCUGCGGUUGGGUCCUUGACGAGCGAAAAGCUUAUCGCCAAGUGGCAGUGAGACCUGAUCAGAGGAAGUUUUCUGUGAUUUGCUUGAAGAACCCUGAGGUUGGCUCCCCUCAUUUCUUCAUCAUGGUGGGUCAUUCUUUUGGUCUGGUAUCUGCUGUCUAUAACUACAAUAGAAGGUCUGCUGCGAUCAACGAGAUCUUGGUCUCUUUGUUUGGUUUGCUCGCUUUCAGUUUCUAUGAUGAUAAGUACGGCUUCGAGCCGGCCUCGACAGUGGCCAGCGCCAAGCAGAUCGCUGAGAGUGUUCACUUCUGGCUAGGCGCCCAGUUUGAUCAGAAGAAGCUGCAGCUAUCCAGGUCACCCACGAUCCUGGGCGUUACUUACAACCUGGAGCUUAUGCAACUGGAGAUCAAGGCCGAUCGGAAAGAAGAGCUCUCUAGCGAAAUCGACGCGAUCUUGGCCUCUGGUUUACUGGAUCCGGGCUCUGCGGGGAAGCUGAAAGGCAAGCUCAUGUUUGGUGCCUCGCAGCUAUGGGGCAAGGUAGGCCGUGCAUUUCUCAGAGUGAUCUCGGAACGGCAAUACUUGCGCUUCCCGAUCGGCUCAGAGUUCAAGCUGGACCCGCCCUUGCGUGAGGCUCUAUUGCAAUGGAAGAAGCUUGUUCAGCAUGGUCCCCCACGGCCUAUUGACAUGGUCGGCGAAAAGUGCUCAGACGCGGUGAUCUUCACGGAUGGAUUCACCCCGGAUCCUCGCUCUGCAGAGAAGCUGCCCGAUCGUGUUGGUGCAGUCCUGUUUGAUCGGCGCUCCCGCAGGCCUCAGCAGUUCACUGCUGUAGUGCCUGAGGAAGUGAAAAACAGGUGGCUCACCCGCAGCACUCAGAUUGUUCCGGUUGAAAUGAUCGCUGCCGUCUUGGCGAUGGAAACCUUCGCUGAUCGGAUCCGAGGUGCAGACAUUUUGUUGCUCAUAGAUUCGGAAGCCGUGGAGUCUGCGUUGAUCAAGGGAUACUCAAGCAAAGAAGAUCUUUGCCAUAUCAUUUCAGUGUUUUGGGACCUAGCUUUUCAGCUGCGAGUUAGAGUGUUCAUCGAUAGAGUUUCGACAGACGCCAACCCAGCUGAUUGGCCUUCCCGUAACAAACUCCAUUUAGGCGAAGCGGUAGGAUGGCAGACUGUUCAAGUGAUCUGGCCGUCGGCCUUGAAGUAG